AUGGGUCAGCACGUGCGGCUCUCGGGUCUGAUGCAUCUGAAUCUCCUCGGUAAUUUCUCCCGAGGGAUGCAACAUGUUUCCUUUUCUUUUCUCUUUUUUCCCACUCUAUUUACCCAUCUCAAAUGAGAUGGAAGUAAAUUAGAUGCCCUGUUCAUAUCUAAAUUUCGCUGUGCAAACUUGGAGAUUGGAAAAUUAUUGCACUCAUGUGGAUUGGAUGACGCCGUCUUCCCCAUGCAGAGGCGCUGUUCUUCCAGUGCCGCCGCCGCCGGGAAAGAACGGUGGCUCUGGUUUCUCUUUCAGGUCGGAGGAACGUGCAGAGAAACGGAAGGAGGUGUGUAUAUCAUUUACUCCCGACAUCUUUUUCCGGUGGAGUUUAUCUAGGGAUAGUUUCUAAUUUAGGUGAUAUUUAAUCUUCAACGUGAGCCGCAGUUCUUCCAGAGGCUGGAGGAGAAGUUUCAGGCGAUAGAAGCGGAGAAAACCGACCUGGAGGCGAGGUCAAAGGUCAAUUGCUGACUCCAACACUCCUCGAGGAGAACCUGCUUUUGGACUCCGCGUAGCGGGGAUAGUUGACUUUCCCGCUAUCUUUGGGUGGUGUAGGAGAGCCAGGAGGCCGAGAUCAAAGAGCUCAGGAAGCGAUUGAUAUUCAAGGCGGCGCCCAUGCCAAGCUUCUACAGAGAGCCUCCCCCGCCGAAGGUUGAACUGAAAAAGGUAGGUAGUUGA
This is a messenger RNA of Spirodela intermedia, 720 nucleotides long. The record is from the annotation of a GenBank genome assembly. NCBI's taxonomy places the organism in Eukaryota, Viridiplantae, Streptophyta, Magnoliopsida, Alismatales, Araceae.